AUGACGAACUCCCCCUUCUCCUUCGCCUCCUCCCCCGCCACGCCAAUCCUACUACUCAAAACCAAAUCCUCGCCCGCAGACGGCUACGAGGAAUUCUUCUCCGCCCACAACUACAACCCCGCCUUCAUCCCCGUCCUCGAACACCACUUCCACGAACCAAACCUCCGCUCCGUCCGCCUGCUCUUCGAGUCCGGCGCGCUGAACCCAGGCCCAGGCAGGAAAUAUGGCGGGCUGAUCUUCACCAGCCAGCGCGCUGUCGAGGGGUUCGCGAAAUUGGUUGAUGAGUUGGAUGACUCAAUAACCUCUCCCGCCUCCCACUCCCUCCCCCUCUACACCGUCGGACCCGCAACCUCCCGCUCCCUCACGACCCUCCGAGACGCGCACCUCCCCCACGCCACCAUCCACGGCGCAGAGACCGGGAACGGCGAAGCCCUGGCCCAUUUCAUUCUACAGCAUUAUCCCGCUUUUCACUCCUCUGGUCCCUCCUCUGACACUGCCGGAAACACUGCCGCUGCUGGUGGUGGUAGUAAUGGUUACGGUGAUGACGCACAGCUACCGCUCCUCUUCCUCGUCGGCGAACAGCGCCGCGAUAUCAUUCCCAAGACGUUAAUGGGUGCGGAGCCGGGUCGACGCAUCGGGGUUGAUGAGCUGGUGGUGUACGAGACGGGGGUGAUGGGGUCGUUUGAGAGGGAGUUUGGGGAGGCGGUUGGUGCGGCGAGGGGGUAUUUAGAUGGGGAUGCAGAUGGGCAAGGGAAGAGGGCAGUGUGGGUGGUUGUGUUUUCGCCGACGGGGUGUGAUGCGAUGGUGAGGGUUUUGGAAAAGCAGAGACAGAGAGGAGGGCAAGGGGAAGAAGAGGGAGGGGGCAAGAGGCUGGAGGGGAUAUUUGUGGCGACGAUUGGGCCGACGACGAGGGAUCAUUUGCGGAAGUUGGGGUUUGAGGUGGAUGUUUGUGCAGAGAGGCCGAGUCAGGAGGGAGUUGGGGAGGGGAUUGAGAGGUUUAUGGACAAAUGGAGGGGGUCGUCUUCGUGA
Messenger RNA from Aspergillus steynii IBT 23096, 1029 nucleotides. RefSeq names its product uroporphyrinogen-III synthase HEM4. Gene Ontology annotation, biological process: uroporphyrinogen III biosynthetic process. Gene Ontology annotation, molecular function: uroporphyrinogen-III synthase activity. The record is from RefSeq and is a predicted model, not a curated record. The transcript is spliced from 2 exons. The coding region runs from base 1 to 1029 and encodes 342 amino acids. Lineage: Eukaryota; Fungi; Ascomycota; Eurotiomycetes; Eurotiales; Aspergillaceae.